This is a messenger RNA of Eimeria necatrix, 1869 nucleotides long. RefSeq lists its product as hypothetical. The coding region runs from base 1 to 1869 and encodes 622 amino acids. The transcript has a single exon. NCBI's taxonomy places the organism in Eukaryota, Apicomplexa, Conoidasida, Eucoccidiorida, Eimeriidae. The record is from RefSeq and is a predicted model, not a curated record.
AUGGACGCGGAGGCUUCUGGGGGGCCCCUUCGCUCCCCGGAGGAGGGCAGCAGCAGGACUGCGGGGGCCUCUCCGCCUUCGGAGCAGCACAGUGACGGGCUCAGCAGCAGCAGCAGCAGCAGCAACACCAGCAGCAGCAGACACAGCAGCAGCAGCAGCAGACACGGCAGCAGCAGCAGCAGACACAGGUGCAGCAGCCUCGACGGCCGCUACUGGCAGGUCGGCAACGCCAAGGACGCCGACGGCAGGCGCCGCUCCCGCCGCCAGCAGCAGCAGCAGCAGCAGCAGCAGCAGCAGCAGCAGCAGCAGCAGCAGCAGCAGCAGGAGGCUGAGGGCACCACCCACUACGGCAGCUCCGUCUCUGCAUGCAGCCCCGAGGGCCCCAGCACUCCCGACGACGUUUCCGUCAGCAGCAGAAGCAAACGCAACGGCUCCUCGCGGCAGCAGCAGCAGCAGCAGCAGCAGCUGCAGCAGCAGCAGCUGCUGCUGCUGGGCAGGCAGCGGAGCCGCAGCUGCGGCAGGUUCGAACCCAAGGCGUCCGAGUCGGAGCGAGAGCAGCAGCAGCAGCAGCAGCAGAAGCAGCAGCAGCAGCAGCAGAAGCAGCAGCAGGCUGAGGAACCGCGGGGGCUCCAUAGGUCAUGGGCGGUCAGGAACCCACCCAAGAGACUGGGAGAGGAAGUUGCUGCAGCAGCAGCAGCAGCAGCAGCAACAGCAGCAGAGCAGCAGCAUCCGGCAGCAGAUGCAGAAGAGCGAUAUCGUACGCGGAGUGCCCGGCUGCAGCAGCAGCAACAGCAGCAGCAGCAGCAGCAGCAGCAAGGCCCGCAGCGUCAGCUUUCCCUACGUCAGCAGGCGUUGCGGACGCGGCAGCAGCAGCAGCAGCAGCAGCAGCUGCAGCAGCAGCUAGAGCAGCAGGAAGAAGAGGAGCAGCAGCAGCAGGAGCAGCAGCAGCCGCAGGAGGACGAAGGCGAGGGCGACGAUGAGGAGCAAGCAGCAGCAGCAGCAGCAGCAGCAGCAGCAGGAACUCGGUACAGCUUGAGGGCCAAGAGAAGCAGAAGAGAAAUCUUUCAUGCAGAUCUUCUGGCCAAGAAAAGCUACAAACCCUUGUCUGCUGCUGCUGCUGCUGCUGCUGCUGCUGCUGGGCGGAGACCCAGAGACGGCAGCACGGGCGAGGGGCUGCUGCUGGACGGCGAGGACAGCGCAGCAGAAGGAACUGACACAGCAGCAGCAGCAGCAGCAGCAGCAGCAGCAGCAGCAGCAGCAGGGGAGGACGUGAAGGUGUGCAGCGAGUCGGAAGACGACUUGCUGCUGUCGGACGGGGAAACUGCGGCUGCGGCGGAGGCUGCAGCAGCAGCAGCAGCAGCAGCAGCAGCAGCAGCAGCAGGAGCAGCAGCAAGCAGCAGCCAGUGGAGACGCCGCGGGGGCCCCGGGAGGCCCCGGCUGCACCCCCUAGGCCUCCGCGGCAGCAGCAGCAGCAGCUAUUCAGUUCCUGUAACUUCUGCGCUGCAGGACUUUCGACAAAAGAUCUACAAAGACCCCAAAGUCGUCGAGUUUGCUGCUCCCUUCAUGUCCGCUGCUGCUGCUGCUGCUGCUGCUGCUGCUGCUGCUGCUGCUGCUGUGUCUGUUGCUGGAUGCUGCUGCUGCUGCUGCUGCUGCUGCUGCUGCUGCUGCUGCUGCUGCUGCGGCUGUGGCUGGCUGCUGCGGCGCGUGCUCGUGCUGUGGCUGCUGCUGUUUUUGCUGCUGUUGCUGCUGCUGCUGCUGCUGCGGCUGUGGCUGGCUGCUGCGGCGCGUGCUCGUGCUGCGGCUGCUGCUGUUUUUGCUGCUGUUGCUGCUGCUGCUGCUGCUGCUGCUGCUGGUGAACAGCUGGGCUAG